Molecule: messenger RNA, 777 nt
Organism: Adineta ricciae
Lineage: Eukaryota; Metazoa; Rotifera; Eurotatoria; Adinetida; Adinetidae
Source: the annotation of a GenBank genome assembly
AUGUUUACCAUUAUACCCGUACUGUAUACGAUCGGUGUUCAUUAUAUUCAGAAAUGGCGAGCAUCCUCAGUAGUCUGCGACAUGUCAAUAAUCGUCGAGCAAGCCAAACCAUGUGACAAACAUGAGCACACAGCUAAAAUAGAUAAUAAUCUAACUCAACGAACGAAAACAUCUAAGAAAAAACAAGAUCGACGACGACAACGACGAAAAACAUCGAUUAGCGAACUUAGUUACGAUGAUAUCAGCUAUCUAAUUAAUGAAACAGGAUUUACUCGAGAAGAGAUUCUCCUUUGGUACGAAGAUUUUCUUCGUGAUUGUCCGGAUGGGAAACUUUCGAAAAGCAAAUUUAUUAAUAUUUAUCAACAAUUCUACAAAACGGGUCGCGUAGAAAUCUUCUGUGAGCAUGCUUUUCGUUUGUUCAAUAAAGACGGAUCAGGCUAUAUGGAUUUCAUGGAAUUUCUUCUCGCUGUUAGUUUAACAUCGUCGAAAGAUCCGAAGCGAAAAAUAGAGCUCUUCUUUGCAAUGUAUGACAUUGAUCACAAUGGUUUGAUCGAUAGCAAUGAGAUGAGAAGUGUGAUUGAAUCUAUUUAUCAAUUGAUGGGAGUGGAUAUAACAGACCCAUCGAGGAUCGAUACGAAAGUCUACAAUUUGUUUUCGACAGCUGAAUGCGAUCAAUUAGACUAUUUAGGAAAAGAACAAUUCGCUAAAGCAUGUGAAAACGAUCGAUAUCUGCGAAAGUUUUUAAAGCCGCCGACGAAAUCUUCGAAUAACUAUUGA